Messenger RNA from Medioppia subpectinata, 867 nucleotides. The record is from the annotation of a GenBank genome assembly. NCBI's taxonomy places the organism in Eukaryota, Metazoa, Arthropoda, Arachnida, Sarcoptiformes, Oppiidae.
CUAAACGUAUGGAAGUGUAUGGAAAUCAAUGAUGUCAUAUACGUGUGGCACCACUCGGAUGGGGGUGAACCCGAUUGGGAGCCCGACCUCAUUGAAAACGUGCAAAACAAAAAGUGGGUCUGUCUUAACCGCACCGAAUACAUACUCGACUGUCACAUACAGGUGCGCUCACACAUCACCACCCAACCCAACCCCUCUUACUAUCUCUCAGAAAUUGAGGAAAACUGGACCGAUUUGGCUCACUUCGAGACACUGCACACACCGCUGUACUACCCGUUCAACAAAUUGAGCUGGCUACAAACAUGGCUGCAACGGUGCGCCUCGUUUGGCAUUCGUACCAAUUGGACCUCAAUCAACGACCCGAAGCCGCACAACGCCAUGGCCUCCAUCGACGCGCUCACCUUUAUAUUUGGCCACCAGACUGUGCCCAUGAACUUCCGGUUCCGACAGGUGGGUCCGGCAACUCUGGUCAUCACAUACGAUACGGACAGUAUGGGCGGUCUGUCCGGUUGUCUCGUACAGUAUGUGAACCCUAUUGAGCCAAACAAAGUGCGGUUUAUAUUGAGAAACUAUUGCGAGCGCCGAUUCGGGGCCCGACUAUUUGCUAAAGUACUCAACUUUUUUGAGAUCUUUAUGAGUUUGGUUGAGGUUGUAGUUCAUGGUGAAGUUCAGCCAGAAUCUCAAUUUGAGAUAAGCCGUAAAGAGAUGAAUGUGCUCGUUGAAAUUGAGAGGGAUAUGAUUGUGUGGAAUAACAAGAAGUUUGUAAAGAACGCCAAAUACACUAAACUCGAUAAACCCAUCUCACAAUUCCGGCGCUGGUAUAGUCAGUUCUACGCCGAUAAAAAUUACAACGUGCUAGAUUGGUAA